Molecule: messenger RNA, 486 nt
Organism: Coccomyxa subellipsoidea C-169
Lineage: Eukaryota; Viridiplantae; Chlorophyta; Trebouxiophyceae; Coccomyxaceae
Exons: 4
Coding region: 1-486 (161 amino acids)
Source: RefSeq, a predicted model, not a curated record
AUGAGCGGCAAGGACGGCAAGGUGCAGGAGUUGGUAGUGACUGGCAGGCAGGCAGCACAGGAAAUUGCGGAUGAGGAAGCCUCAAUCAGCGGAUUAUAUGAGCAAGAGAACGCGUCACAACUUCCUUGCAUAUUGAAUGGGGCCAUGGCUGGCUUGAGCGGCGGUGCUUUGGGUUAUGUAUUUGGAUUUGGUGGCCCUGCGGCAGCACUGCAGAACGCUGUCAUGCUUGGGCUGUUCUCCUAUGUGGUGGACUACUUGCAGAUGCAGUCAGCAGAGGCUGCCAGCAGGACAAAGCCAUCCACUCUCAUUGCAAGAAAGGCUGUACGGAGGAGUCAGCCAAAGCAGAUGGAUGCUGUCAGCAUGCUGCUGUCUCCCUCGCUGCCCUGGCUGAGGCCUCCAUGUGACGCCUGCAUGGCAUGCCCGCUCAUCCUCCCUUCCGCCUUGCAGCAAGCGCUGCCCGCACUAAGGAGGCGGCUGCAGCAGUGA